Messenger RNA from Penicillium cataractarum, 1515 nucleotides. Its product is annotated as H(+)-transporting V1 sector ATPase subunit B. Lineage: Eukaryota; Fungi; Ascomycota; Eurotiomycetes; Eurotiales; Aspergillaceae. Gene Ontology annotation, cellular component: proton-transporting V-type ATPase, V1 domain. The coding region runs from base 1 to 1515 and encodes 504 amino acids. The transcript has 8 exons. Gene Ontology annotation, biological process: ATP metabolic process; proton transmembrane transport. Gene Ontology annotation, molecular function: proton-transporting ATPase activity, rotational mechanism; ATP binding. The record is from RefSeq and is a predicted model, not a curated record.
AUGGCCGACUUCGUCGACCCCCGGAUGACCUCCAUCAAGCCCCGCAUUCGCUACAACACUAUCGGAGGUAUCAACGGACCGCUGGUCUUCCUCGACAAUGUCAAGUUCCCCCGUUACAACGAGAUUGUGUCCCUGACGCUUCCCGAUGGAACGGAGCGCUCCGGUCAGGUACUGGAGGCUCGAGGAAACCGAGCCGUUGUGCAGGUGUUCGAAGGCACUUCGGGUAUCGAUGUUAAGAAGACGAAAGUCGAGUUUUCCGGCCACAGCUUGAAGCUUGGUGUGUCCGAGGACAUGCUGGGUCGUGUCUUCGACGGUUCGGGACGUGCCAUCGAUAAGGGUCCCAAGGUGUUGGCGGAGGACUACCUGGAUAUCAACGGACAGCCUAUCAACCCGUACUCUCGAGUUUACCCCGAGGAAAUGAUCUCCACCGGUAUCUCCGCUAUCGACACCAUGAACUCCAUCGCCCGUGGACAGAAGAUCCCCAUCUUCUCCGCCGCCGGUCUUCCCCACAACGAAAUCGCUGCUCAGAUUUGUCGUCAAGCUGGUCUGGUCAAGCGCCCUACUAAGGAUGUUCACGACGGCCACGAGGAGAACUUCUCGAUUGUCUUCGCUGCUAUGGGUGUUAACAUGGAAACCGCCCGCUUCUUCACCCGCGACUUCGAGGAGAACGGUAGUAUGGAGCGUGUCACCCUGUUCCUGAACUUGGCCAACGACCCCACCAUUGAGCGUAUCAUUACCCCUCGUCUGGCCCUGACCACCGCCGAAUACUACGCCUACCAGUUGGAGAAGCACGUCCUGGUCAUCAUGACUGAUCUGUCGGCUUACUGUGAUGCCCUGCGUGAGGUUUCCGCUGCCCGUGAAGAAGUGCCCGGACGUCGUGGUUACCCCGGUUACAUGUACACGGAUUUGUCGACCAUCUACGAGCGUGCUGGUCGUGUUGAGGGCCGUAACGGUUCCAUUACUCAGAUUCCCAUUCUGACCAUGCCUAACGAUGAUAUCACUCAUCCCAUCCCUGAUCUUACAGGUUAUAUUACCGAGGGCCAAAUCUUCAUUGAUCGUCAACUUGCCAACAAGGGUGUCUACCCUCCCAUCAACGUGCUUCCUUCGCUCUCACGUCUGAUGAAGUCCGCUAUCGGCGAGGGCCGUACCCGCAAGGACCACUCCGAUGUGUCUAACCAAUUGUACGCCAAGUACGCUAUUGGUCGUGAUGCCGCCGCCAUGAAGGCAGUCGUCGGCGAGGAAGCUCUUUCCUCCGAGGACAAGCUGUCUCUGGAGUUCCUCGAGAAGUUCGAGCGUACCUUCAUCAGCCAGUCUCCAUACGAGUCCCGCUCGAUCCACGAGUCCCUCGACAUUGCUUGGAACCUUCUCCGUGUGUACCCCAAGGAGUUGCUCAACCGUAUCCCCAAGCGUGUCCUGGACGAGUUCUACGCCCGUUCCGCCCGCAAGAUCGCCAACAAGGAUACCCGCGACAACUCGAGCGAGCAGCAGCAGAGCGGCAACCUCAUCGAUGCGUAA